CUUCUCCCAAAACCUUCUCUAAAAAUUAAUCUCUAAAUCUAUUAGAGUUUGUGGAAUCAUCAUGAAGUCUAGUACUUUGUUAAUGGUCUUUUUUGUUCUCAUGUUUUGUGUUCUCAAUCACGUGAAAGAGGUGAGAUCUCUGGAGAAUAAGGUGUGCAUAAAGUCACAAGUAUUCGAACAAAAUUGUGGGUGGGACGGGAACAAGGUGUGCAUCAAAGGCUUUAAUAAAAUCAAAGAGUACCCUUUUUCUUGCGAGUGUAGCAUUUAUGAUGUAGCUAAUAGCAGACGUUUGUGCAAAUGUAAAUUUUCUUGCUAAGAGUUUUAAUCCCAUAUUAUAUCAAUGUAAAAGUCAAUAAAGUUAUAAACUAGUCCGGUUAUGUCGAUAAAAA
Camelina sativa (false flax) is the source of this 389-nucleotide messenger RNA. RefSeq names its product defensin-like protein 229. Gene Ontology annotation, biological process: signal transduction. The record is from RefSeq and is a predicted model, not a curated record. NCBI's taxonomy places the organism in Eukaryota, Viridiplantae, Streptophyta, Magnoliopsida, Brassicales, Brassicaceae.